UUACCAGCUACCAGCUAGUAGUAGUAUCUUUCUCAGUAGUAUCCUCUCCCCCAGUGUAAGCCAUGAAAAUCCACGCCGCCACUUUUAACAGCGGUAGCAGCAGCAGCAGCAUCAGCAGCAGCGGCAGCAGCAGCGGCAGCAGCAGCGGCAAGCAGCACGGCUGCAGCAGCGGCUGCAGCAGGGCAGCAGCGGCAGCAUCAGCAGCAGCGGCAGCAGCAGCAGCAGGGCGGCAGCAGCAGCAGCAGGGGCGGCGGCGGCGGAUAUUCCGUCGCUGUCCCCGCCAUGGCUAGCAGCAGUGGCGGCGGCGGUGACCAGGAGCUCGCCCCACCCGCCCCGCCCGCCUCCAUUCCCGGCUCCCGCCUCACUUCCCCUGUCGCUGUUCGCACAUUCUUGCGCCG
Molecule: messenger RNA, 398 nt
Organism: Closterium sp. NIES-67
Lineage: Eukaryota; Viridiplantae; Streptophyta; Zygnematophyceae; Desmidiales; Closteriaceae
Source: the annotation of a GenBank genome assembly